ACCGUCGUCGUUGCAUCUCCACUCUUUUCCUCUCUAAACCCAAAUCACGAUUUGAGGUUCUCUCGCCUCCGACGAACAAGUUUAAGAUGAGUGUAGCAAGUGAUUCUCCAGUUCAUUCAUCAAGUAGUAGUGACGAUCUUGCUGCAUUCCUUGAUGCUGAACUGGACUCUGCCUCAGAUGCUUCUUCUGGACCCAGCGAAGAAGAAGAAGAAGCCGAGGAUGAUGAAGAAUCUGGGUUAAAGAGACGAAAGUUAGAGCAUUUAGAAACUGUAGACGAAGAGGAGAUUGAGGAAGCAUCCUCAAGUAAAGGUGAAUGCCAGCACCCAGGAUCAUUUGGGAAUAUGUGUUUCGUCUGUGGACAAAAGUUGGAAGAAACCGGUGUUUCAUUUAGAUACAUACACAAGGAAAUGAGGCUCAAUGAAGAUGAAAUCUCCCGGUUGCGUGAUUCAGAUUCGAGAUUCUUGCAACGCCAGCGGAAGUUGUAUUUAGUUCUCGAUCUAGACCACACGUUGCUUAAUUCAACCGUACUAAGGGACCUGAAACCAGAGGAGGAAUACUUGAAAAGCCAUACACAUUCUCUUCAAGAUGUUUCCAGAGGCAGUCUUUUCAUGCUGGAAUUUAUGCAGAUGAUGACCAAACUGAGGCCAUUUGUUCACUCAUUUCUAAAAGAAGCCAGUGAAAUGUUUGUGAUGUACAUAUACACAAUGGGAGAUAGGGCAUAUGCGCGACAGAUGGCGAAGCUAUUGGACCCCAAAGGAGAGUACUUUGGUGAUCGGGUCAUUUCUCGGGAUGACGGCACAGUGAGACAUCAAAAGAGUCUAGAUGUGGUGCUUGGACAAGAAAGUGCUGUUCUGAUUCUUGACGAUACAGAGAAUGCGUGGCCAAAUCACAAGGACAAUUUGAUUGUGAUAGAGAGGUAUCACUUUUUCGCUUCGAGCUGCAGACAGUUUGAUCACAAAUACAAGUCUCUAUCGGAGUUGAAGAGCGAUGAGAGUGAACCAGAUGGGGCACUUGCAACUGUUCUGAAAGUCCUAAAACAAGCGCAUGCUCUAUUCUUUGAGAAUGUGGAUGAAGACAUAUCAAACAGAGAUGUUAGGUCAAUGCUGAAACAAGUGCGUAAAGAGGUACUCAAAGGAUGUAAAGUAGUGUUCAGUCGGGUGUUCCCAACCAAGGCUAAGCCAGAAGAUCACCCUUUGUGGAAGAUGGCUGAAGAACUGGGAGCCACCUGCGCAACGGAAGUGGAUGCAUCAGUGACACACGUGGUGGCUAUGGAUGUGGGAACAGAGAAGGCACGUUGGGCAGUAAGAGAGAAGAAGUAUGUGGUUCAUAGAGGAUGGAUAGAUGCAGCUAAUUACCUGUGGAAGAAGCAGCCAGAAGAGAACUUCAGUUUAGAGCAGCUCAAGAAGCAACAAACAUCCAUGGCUCUCGAUACUUACGCGUCGUCGAACCCUAAUGAGGUUCAUGAGGAUGUUCUUCUUAAAGCUAGAGAUGCUUGCUACAAGGCCAGAGAUGCUUUUUACGCUUGUCUAGAAAAGGAAUCUGGUAAAAAACCAACUGAAAUCGCGACCGUUGGUCUUCUCUAUCCUAAGGAGUGUAGCAGUUCUAGAACCCAAUUCGUCAACAACUGUCGCUCCUCUUGGGUGAAGCAUUUCGAUAGAGAGUAUUGUAGAAACAAGAGAGUUCAAAGGCUGUUGGAUGAUGGAGAUGAGAGGAAAGGUCCAAUGUCACUUCCUCAGCCUUACACUUUCAAGCCUUCCCCUUCCACUUAGAUUCCUUCCUUUCCUGGUGUUAAGGACUCUCUCUAUUGAGGAAGAUUACAAUGGUCAAAUACUGUUCCUGAAUCAUUUUCUUUGCCUAGUUUUUAGAUCUUAUUUGCGUUGUAAACCUUUUAACAUGGGAAUAAAGUGGCACAUUUCAA
Messenger RNA from Arabidopsis arenosa, 1918 nucleotides. Lineage: Eukaryota; Viridiplantae; Streptophyta; Magnoliopsida; Brassicales; Brassicaceae. The record is from the annotation of a GenBank genome assembly.